AUGGCAACAAGUAAAAAAACGAAUCCAAGCGAUGAUCUUUUCGAUUCCUGGCCCUCCCAAUUGUUCUUGAACCUUCUCGAUCCCUUUUUUCAUUGCAAUGAUGAGCACGAGAUACCCUCGGCUCCCGCUGUGGACUGGAAUGCUCAUGUCGACGGCAUGGUGGGCGAUCUGAAGACGCAGGACAUGGCGGAAGCCGAUCGUUCUACUCCUUCCAAGGAAGAGCAGACAUUCGCGAGGGCAUGGGAGGACCUCUUCAUCGAUCAUGCUGGGGACGCAGAGUCGCCCAAGGACGUCACAACGUCAACGUGGAGUCUCCUCACUGACAGCUUCGACUGCUGUACGCCAGCAGAGGGCACGCGACUACGGGAGGUGCAGCGGGAGACUGUGAUUACAUCCAAGAACAAGGAGGAUAGUGACAUCUCCCAGUACCUCUCCGACGGGUUCGGCAAUCUUGCCAACUUCCUGCCCCAGUCUUCUUCCUCUCCUACCCAGCAGUAUGGAAGUCUGCGCGUGGAGACAGAGCUGAGGGCGAGCAAGCUGAGAGGAGUGAGGACGAGGCUCCAGUCGAUGAUGUUGGAGGAGCCGUCGCCCCGGGCGAGAGGCAAGAACUUGGAGGCGAUGAAGAAAGCGAUGAAGAACUCAUGGGCAGGUGAGUGA
This is a messenger RNA of Guillardia theta CCMP2712, 657 nucleotides long. RefSeq lists its product as hypothetical. The record is from RefSeq and is a predicted model, not a curated record. Bases 1 to 657 code for a protein of 218 amino acids. The transcript has a single exon. Lineage: Eukaryota; Cryptophyceae; Pyrenomonadales; Geminigeraceae.